Loa loa (African eye worm) is the source of this 485-nucleotide messenger RNA. RefSeq lists its product as hypothetical. Bases 10 to 447 code for a protein of 145 amino acids. The record is from RefSeq and is a predicted model, not a curated record. NCBI's taxonomy places the organism in Eukaryota, Metazoa, Nematoda, Chromadorea, Rhabditida, Onchocercidae. The transcript has 2 exons.
UUGCAGGUGAUGAUGAUUGUAUUAACCAUAUUUUGGUUAUUAUUACCUAUUCUAGCAACUAGCCUGCGAUGUAUAAAUGGUGGUGAAUGGGUUGCACAUGACUGCACCAUGGAUGCGCAAUGCGAACCGUACAAAAUCAAGCCAACUGAUCGUGUUGCAUGUAUUGGCUCGGAAUGCUGCACAAUGCCAUGUUCAAAUAAUGGUACCUCUACAGGGAAAAGAUGCGGAACAUCAUAUGAUUGCUUACCGUCAGCAGAAAAAGUUGCAUGUCUUUCAGGAGUGUGUUGCACUGUGCCUCAGCAAUGUCCAUAUAACGGUGAAGUAAUUGGCCUGGAAUGUAAUACCUCACAAUCGUGUCAAUACUUGGCUCCUGGAACUCCGGUAUUGUGUAUACAACAUGUAUGUUGUGCCUAUGCUGCUAAUUAUUUUUCUGUUCAUUUCGCCUAAAAUUCCGAAUGACAAUAAAUCUUUUUUUGUGAUAUUCC